AUGGCGGAGCAGCAGAAGAAGCUACAGGAUCUGACCGACGAGUACCAGAAGCUCCAGGGCGAACUGCAGAGCACGGUCGAUGGUCGCCAGAAGCUCGAGUCGCAGCAGCAGGAGAACAAGGGCGUUCAACAGGAGUUUGAGAAGAUCGCCGACGAUGCCAACAUCUACAAGCUUGUGGGGCCCGUGCUACUGAAGCAGGACAAGUCCGAGGCUGUCCUUGCUGUGGUUGGGCGCCUGGAAUUUAUUGAGAAGGAGAUAAAGCGCAUCGAGGGACAAAUCAGCGAAAUUCAGGAGCGCAGUGAAAAGAAGAAGAUCGAGAUUAUCACUCUGCAGACUGAGAUGCAGCAGCUGCAGCAGCCUGCCGCCGCAUGA
Diplodia corticola is the source of this 372-nucleotide messenger RNA. RefSeq names its product prefoldin subunit 6. Gene Ontology annotation, molecular function: protein-folding chaperone binding. Bases 1 to 372 code for a protein of 123 amino acids. Gene Ontology annotation, cellular component: cytoplasm; prefoldin complex. The record is from RefSeq and is a predicted model, not a curated record. Gene Ontology annotation, biological process: protein folding; chaperone-mediated protein complex assembly. The transcript is spliced from 5 exons. Lineage: Eukaryota; Fungi; Ascomycota; Dothideomycetes; Botryosphaeriales; Botryosphaeriaceae.